Messenger RNA from Camellia sinensis, 1140 nucleotides. The record is from RefSeq and is a predicted model, not a curated record. NCBI's taxonomy places the organism in Eukaryota, Viridiplantae, Streptophyta, Magnoliopsida, Ericales, Theaceae.
AUGGAGAACGCUAAUGCAAGGAAUGUAGAUGAGUCAGAAUCUUCUAAUGCCAGAAUGGAUCGGUUAGAAAGAAUGGUGGAAGCCUUAACUGGGUUGGUGAGACAACAGCAAGAGCAAAACCAACAACAACAGAGACAACCUUUUCCACCACCUCCUCCACCACCUGUUCAAGUGGAACCGAUCAAUUAUGAUGACAUCAUCACUCUGACACAGAAAUACAAGAAAUUGAAACCGCCAGAAUUUGCAGGAGGUAUUGAGCCAUUACGAGCAGAGGCAUGGGUACUUGAGACUGAGAAAAUUUUUGAAGUGUUUCCAUGUAAUGAUGCAUAUAAAGUUCUAUUAGCCACAUUCACUUUGAAGGAAGAAGCGAGAAGAUGGUGGAUGCUUAUUCGAAAUAUGAAUAGGGACUUAACCUGGGAUCGAUUCAAAGAGACGUUUUAUGAAAAGUAUUUUCCACAAUGCAUGCGAGAUAGAAAAGUAUCUGAAUUUGAACAGUUAAAGCAAGGAACCAUGUCAGUAGCGGAGUAUGAAGCGAAAUUUACCGAACUAGCCCGUUACGCUCCUCAUAUGGUUGAUACGGAUUACAAGAAGGCCAGGAAAUUUGAGGGUGGCCUACAUGUUGAGUCUAUAACUACACCUGAACCAGAAAGUAAGAAAUUCAAGAAACAGAAAGUAGAAACAGUUAGUGAAUCCAUGGGCCCCGUGAAUGAAAAUUUGACUUCAAAGUUUAGUGACAACACAAAAAGGGAAAGUGGUGGCAGUAUAGGUGUUCCUACUUGUAAGGAAUGUGGGAAGCAACAUUGGGGUAUUUGUCGCCGUGGAACCAGAGUCUGUUUCAAAUGUGGACAAAAAGGACAUAUAGCUAAAGCUUGCCCACAAGUUUAUGUAAGAAAUGAAGGACCCAUUGCUAGUGGAGUUAACUCAACAAUGACACCAAAGACAAACGUAACAUCUGCUCUUGAGGGGAAUACAUUGAGGCAAGGAAGGGUUUUCACCCUAGUUUCAGAAAAGACACAGAAUACUGAAAAAGCGAAUACAGGUAUGAUUUUUAUUAUCUACCGUGAUGUUAGCACUGUUCUCUAUGCGAUGGCUAUGUUACUUAUGCGGUGGAAAUAUGAACAUAUGACCAUAACGGAAUAA